Macrosteles quadrilineatus (aster leafhopper) is the source of this 1813-nucleotide messenger RNA. RefSeq names its product ras-like GTP-binding protein Rho1 (gene Rho1). Gene Ontology annotation, biological process: cell migration; small GTPase-mediated signal transduction. Gene Ontology annotation, molecular function: GTP binding; GTPase activity. Lineage: Eukaryota; Metazoa; Arthropoda; Insecta; Hemiptera; Cicadellidae. The record is from RefSeq and is a predicted model, not a curated record. The coding region runs from base 141 to 719 and encodes 192 amino acids. The transcript has 5 exons.
CAAAGUCAACGCACUCCCUUUUUUGUUGGCCAAGUGUUAAUUUAGUAUAUACGUCCUAUUUAUUGUCAUUAAAACUAUACCUAAACUGUUUAGGUAUUAUCUUGAUGAAGGAUUAGUCAUAGGCUACGUAAAUUGGAGAAAUGGCUGCUAUUCGUAAGAAGCUGGUCAUAGUGGGCGAUGGUGCUUGUGGUAAAACUUGCCUUCUCAUUGUCUUCAGCAAAGACCAGUUCCCUGAAGUCUAUGUUCCUACUGUUUUUGAGAACUAUGUAGCAGAUAUUGAAGUUGAUGGAAAACAGGUUGAGCUAGCUCUUUGGGAUACUGCGGGCCAGGAGGACUAUGAUAGACUCCGUCCAUUGUCGUACCCCGAUACUGAUGUCAUCCUCAUGUGCUUCUCUAUUGAUUCUCCUGACUCCCUGGAGAACAUACCGGAAAAAUGGACUCCUGAAGUCAAACACUUCUGUCCCAAUGUUCCCAUCAUACUGGUUGGUAACAAAAAGGACCUGAGAAAUGAUCCGAAUACAAUAAAAGAGUUAGGAAAAAUGAAGCAGGAGCCUGUAAAGCCGGAAGAGGGGCGCGCCAUGGCAGAGAAGAUAAAUGCCUUUGCUUACUUGGAGUGCUCAGCCAAAAGCAAGGAAGGUGUACGUGAAGUUUUUGAAACUGCCACUAGAGCUGCUCUCCAGGUGAAGAAGAAGAAGAAAGGACGAUGUCGACUGCUGUAAACUAAUCAACGUGUCACUUCUGUGGCAGGCUAGGGCUCCUCAACUGUUUUAUUUUAUCCCGAGUCAACACAGUUUAAGUGACUCAAAAUGACUUUUCUAUUAGAUGUUGUAAUUAUGCCAAAUUUCUAAUUGUUGAUUUUCUGUUUGUGAAUAUCACGUUAACUCAAGACGGAACGAUCUGUGACAUUCUAUCGGCUAAUGAGAACAAAACACCGGGGACCUGAUUGUUUAAAACUAUAUUUUUAUAUAAUCACCAUGUCUUUAGGUUGUAACCACAUUUCUCAGUUAGGUUUUAUUUAUGUUGCGAGUCACUCAGUAACGCUACCUUAAUCAAUUUGAGUGCUUCCUCUGAUCGUUCCGUCACUCGACUGCCUGUCGAAAUUGAAUCUUUUCUAGUUAUGUUCAGCAUAAAUUUUAUGUUUCCGUAUAAGCUAUACAUAUAUACCAGUAGUCAAGUAGAGUUUAUUUAUUUUUGUUUAUUCUCGAUCAAAUUUAUAAUGAAUGUUUUGAAAAUAUAUCGAAAGUUUGCUGAUGGUAAGAAAUCACGGCCUGUUACCUGGAUAUUUGCCUUAUUUUUAUGAGAUUGAGUUUUGUAAUAAUUACUUUAGCAGUUUUAUAUUUUUGGCAAUAGUCUUUGUACUUAUUACCCACAAGUCGCUGUACUGUUACCACUAAACCUGGUCCGCUCUACUGCUCAUCUUUUAGAUCCAAAGAUCUUUCUGUGGCUCAUAGCACAAAAUAUUAAUCUCUUCACUUAUGUGGGCUCAGCAUAUUCGUUAGUUAGUUAUGUUAAGUCUUGGCUUUUGAGAACUUGUUUAAGAUAUUAAUCAUUUAUCCUUUCAGAAUGUAAUGCCAAACUUACUUACACUACACGUAGGCACACCCACAUGAAUACAUAUUGUAUGUAUAGUAUGCAUAUUGCAUAUUUAAUCGUACUUUAUGCUAGUGGGUGUGUGUAUGUGUUACAGCGUAUGAAUGUGAGUGUGUGUAUGCAUGUGUGUAUAGGGCUAAUUUUAGAGUUAUUAUUACUAUGAAUUCAAUUUAUUACUAUUGUAAACAGUCAAUUUUUGAAAUAAACUGAUAUUGCUUAUUAA